AAAACUGGUUCUUCCAUGACACAAUCUUCAGCCAACUUCCAACUUCUACUGAAUAAUAUUUAAACGGGUAUCUCUAUAAAAAUGUCAGUGGGUUUAGAUCGGUGCAGCAUUACACUAACUUCACAACGUGCAUGAUAGGCAUGCACAGAAGUUUAAUUUUAGCAACAUUACUUGGUUUGGUUUCAUGUAAACCUCCAGACAGCGGCGACAUUCUUUUCUCCAAGGAUGUCAAACAACGAUCAUCAAGGGAAUCCAGGGGAUCAAUUGAAUCAGAAGUAGGAGGGUCUGGAUACAACCCUGGAGAUAAACCACCUAUUCUCGAUGAAUCUAUUACAAAUCCAGGAGGAUCUGGAUAUAAUCCGGGCAACAAACCGUCAAUUCCAGAUUUUACUUCUGAUGAAUCCAUUACAAAUCCAGGAGGAUCUGGAUAUAACCCGGGCAACAAACCAUCAAUUCCAGAUUUUACUCCUGAUGAAUCUAUUACAAAUCCAGGAGGAUCUGGAUAUAAUCCGGGCAACAAAUCAUCCAUUCCGGAUUUUACUCCUGAUGAAUCUAUUAUAAAUCCAGGAGGUUCUGGAUAUAAUCCUGGCAACAAACCAUCAAUUCCAGAUUUUACUCCUGAUGAAUCCAUUACAAAUCCAGGAGGAUCUGGAUAUAACCCGGGCAACAAACCAUCAAUUCCAGAUUUUAAUCCUGAUGAAUCUAUAACAAAUCCAGGAGGAUCUGGAUAUAACCCGGGCAACAAACCAUCAAUUCCUGAUUUUACUCCCGAUGAAUCCAUUACAAAUCCAGGAGGAUCUGGAAAUAAUCCGGACAUAACAAACCCAGGUUAUGAUAAUCAACGACCAGAUAUAAUUCCUGAUGAAUCGAUCACCUAUCCUGAAGACUCAGCAACAGGAGGCUCUGGAUUUAACUCUGGUUCCAACCCAAGUAUUCCAGAUUUUAUACCAAAUGAAUCCAUUACAAAUCCAGGGAGUUCUGGAUCAAGGUUUAAUCCAGGAACUAAUCCUGCAGGAUCAGGGUCUAAUCCAGGAGGAUCCAUAUUAACUCCUGGAGCCACUACUGGAGGAUCCUUAUUCAAUCCUAGAGCCAAUACUGGAGGAUCCAUAUUUAAUCCUGGAGCAAAUACUGGAGGAUCCAUAUUCAAUCCUGGUGCAAACACUGGAGGAUCCAUGUUCAAUCCUGGUGCAAACACUGGAGGAUCCAUAUUCAAUCCUGGAGCAAAUACUGGAGGAUCCAUAUUCAAUCCUGAUGCAAAUACUGGAGGAGCCAUUUUCAAUCCUGGAGCAAACACUGGAGGAUCCAUAUUCAAUCCUGAUGCAAAUACUGGAGGAUCCAUUUUCAAUCCUGGAGGAUCCAUAUUCACUCCUGGAGCAAAUACUGGAGGAUCGAUAUCUCAUCCUGGAGGAAACACAGGAGGAUCCAUAUUCACUCCUGGAGCAAUUACUGGAGGAUCCAUAUUUAAUCCUGGAGCAAACACUGGAGGAUCCAUAUUCAAUCCUGAAGGCAAUACUAGAGGAUCCAUGUUUAAUCCUGGAGCCAAUACUGGAGGAUCCAUUUUCAAUCCUGGAGCAAACACUGGAGGAUCCAUAUUCAAUCCUGGUGCAAAUACUGGAGGAUCCAUAUCUCAUCCUGGAGCAAAUACUGGAGAAUCCAUAUUCAAUCCUGGUGCAAAUACUGGAGGAUCCAUAUUUAAUCCUGGAGCCACCCAUAUUUAAUCCUGGAGCCAAUACUGGAGGAUCCAUAUUUAAUCCUGGAGCCAAUACUGGAGGAUCCAUAUUUAAUCCUGGUUCAAAUACUGGAGGAUCCAUAUUUA
Molecule: messenger RNA, 1816 nt
Organism: Eurytemora carolleeae
Lineage: Eukaryota; Metazoa; Arthropoda; Copepoda; Calanoida; Temoridae
Exons: 2
Coding region: 132-1718 (528 amino acids)
Source: RefSeq, a predicted model, not a curated record